Molecule: messenger RNA, 1428 nt
Organism: Colletotrichum costaricense
Lineage: Eukaryota; Fungi; Ascomycota; Sordariomycetes; Glomerellales; Glomerellaceae
Product: uridine kinase
Exons: 10
Coding region: 1-1428 (475 amino acids)
Biological process (GO): pyrimidine-containing compound salvage
Cellular component (GO): cytoplasm
Molecular function (GO): ATP binding; ATP hydrolysis activity; uridine kinase activity
Source: RefSeq, a predicted model, not a curated record
AUGGCAGACAACCACAGCGGCACCGAGUCUCAUGUGACGAUCCAGCGGCGGACUCACUACUCACCACCGUGGGCAGAUGUCAGCAUCAUUGGUAUUGCUGGCAGUUCCGGCUCUGGAAAGUCGACUCUGUCGCACGCCAUUGUGAGGAAGCUGAAUCUGCCCUGGGUGGUGAUUUUGUCCAUGGACUCUUUCUACAACCCCCUGAGUCCUGAGGAGUCAAAAAGGGCUUUUGACAACGACUUUGACUUUGACGCGCCGGAUGCAAUUGACUUUAACGUACUUGUACAAUGUUUGCGCGAUCUGAAGGCUGGUCUGAAGGCGAGCAUUUCAGACAUCAAUGUUUAUAUCAUGAUAAUAAUUGGUUUUAGAAAACGGGCUGAAAUUCCCAUUUACUCCUUCUCUAAGCAUCAAAGGUUGGACAAUACCACAACCAUCUACUCACCUCACGUCAUCAUCCUGGAAGGAAUCUUUGCCCUCCAUGACCCCCGUAUUAUUGAUCUUCUGGAUAUGAGGAUAUUCUGCGAGGCGGAUGCCGAUACGUGUUUGUCACGGAGAGUGUUGAGAGACGUCAAGGAGCGUGGCCGUGACGUAGAUGGUAUCAUGAAGCAGUGGUUCAAGUUUGUGAAACCAAACUUUGAAAAAUUCGUCGAGCCGCAGCGCAAAGUCGCAGACAUCAUCGUGCCGAGAGGUAUCGAGAACCGCGUAGCUAUGGCCAUGGUUGUUCAGUACAUUGAGCGCAAGUUGAUCGAAAAGUCAACCCACCACCGGGCAGCACUCACGCAGUUGGAGUUGGCUGCUGCCAGUGACCCUCUGUCUGACAGAGUCGUGAUUCUCGACCAGUCACCGCAACUGAGAGGCAUGAGCACCAUCAUCCAGGAUAUCGACACCUCCGCGGAAGACUUUAUCUUCUACUUUGACCGCCUCGCGUGUCUUCUGAUCGAGCAGGCACUCAACAAUGUCCAGUUCAGAGAAAAGACCAUUGCCACGCCGCAAGGAUACAAGUACAACGGACUCCAAGCUACGGGCGAUGUAAGUGCGGUGCUGGUCCUUCGUGGCGGUGCCGCCUUUGAGACGGCCUUGAAGAGGGUCGUCCCCGACAUGCGGACAGGCAGAAUCCUGAUCCAGUCCAACGUCCGGACGGGAGAGCCCGAGCUGCAUUAUCUCAAGCUCCCGGAUAACAUUGACUCUCACGAGUCGGUGUUGUUGAUUGACACGCAGAUGGCCAGCGGAGGCGCCGCACUCAUGGCUGUGCAAGUGCUCGUCGAUCACGGCGUUGCCCAGGACAAGAUUGUGCUGGCGUGCUAUGCUGCCGGAAGACUGGGUGUACACCGUCUUGCAAAGGUGUUUCCUGGUAUCACUAUUGUUCUGUGCAACAUGCUCGCAGAUAUUGAGGAUCGCUGGGUUGAAAAGAAGUACUUCCGAUGCUAG